Molecule: messenger RNA, 5421 nt
Organism: Eublepharis macularius
Lineage: Eukaryota; Metazoa; Chordata; Lepidosauria; Squamata; Eublepharidae
Gene: NAB1
Product: NGFI-A binding protein 1
Exons: 8
Coding region: 91-1596 (501 amino acids)
Biological process (GO): negative regulation of DNA-templated transcription
Cellular component (GO): nucleus
Molecular function (GO): transcription coregulator activity; transcription factor binding
Source: RefSeq, a predicted model, not a curated record
GCGCCCGGCCACAACUUCGGGCAGCGGCUGCCUGGAGCCCGGCGGGCGCGCAGCGGGAGCGGCGCCGGCACGGAGGGUGUUCCCUUCACAAUGGCCACAGCGUUACCCAGAACUCUUGGAGAACUCCAGCUCUAUCGAAUACUGCAGAAAGCCAAUCUCUUGUUCUACUUUGAUGCCUUUAUUCAGCAGGGAGGAGAUGAUGUUCAGCAGUUAUGCGAGGCGGGAGAGGAGGAGUUUCUCGAAAUCAUGGCCCUUGUCGGCAUGGCUAGCAAACCUCUUCACGUCCGAAGACUUCAGAAGGCUUUGAGAGACUGGGUCACGAAUCCAGGCCUUUUUAACCAGCCUCUUACUUCCUUACCGGUCAGUAGCAUUCCAAUAUAUAAGGUACCGGAAGGAUCUCCCGCUUGGUUGGGAAUAUCAUGCAAUAGUUACGAAAGGAACAGUAAUACACGUGAGCCUCACUUGAAGAUUCCAAAGUGUGCCGGUACAACAUGCGUUCAGAGUGUGGGGGCAGGAAAAUCUGACGGCUUGGGGACUCUGCCACUGCAGAGCAGCAGCGAACAGAGAUUGUGGCAAGGCCACCACGCGACCGAGAGUGAACAUAGCCUUUCCCCUGCUGACAUUGGCUCUCCAGCCUCACCAAAGGAAAACUCUGAAACCUUGGACACAGCAGCAGCUCUGUCGGUUACUGACUGUGUUGAGCGUCUGGUCCCCACACUCCCCAAAAGUGACUUGAAUGAAGUGAAAGAACUCCUGAAAAUAAAUAAGAAACUGGCCAAGAUGGUUGGUCACAUUUUUGAUAUGAGCGACGAGGACCCUCACAAAGAGGAGGAAAUCAGGAAGUACAGUGCCAUCUAUGGCAGGUUUGACUCGAAAAGAAAAGACGGCAAACAUCUCACCCUUCAUGAGCUCACCGUAAACGAAGCAGCUGCCCAGUUGUGUAUGAAAGAUAACGCCUUGCUGACACGGAGGGAUGAGCUUUUUGCACUGGCACGGCAGAUCUCUCGAGAAGUUACGUACAAGUAUACCUACCGGACCACCAAGUCGAAAUGUGGAGAAAGGGAUGAGCUGUCCCCAAAGAGAAUUAAGCUAGAGGAUGGCUUCUCCGAUUUCCAGGACGCAGUCCAGAGCUUUUAUCAGCAGGAUUCAGUCAAAAUUCAGCAGGCGUUGUCAAAGGGGAAAUGCGAAGACCUGGCAGUGCUUGGUUCACAGCCCGAAAAGGUGAUGGCCAAGCAGAUGGAAUUCCUCUGCACCCAAGCGAGUUUGGAGAGACGCCUUUCAACGGGACUUUACAGGCAAAGUUCCGAAGAGCACAGUCCCAAUGGCUUGAUAUCUGACCAUGCAGACGGGCAAGGCGAAAGGCCUUUAAAUCUCCGCAUGUCAGGCCUGCCCAACAGGCUGAUGCCGCACAUUGCGUUAGACGGGGAGCCUCACGUGGCGAAGCCCCUCUGCAGUGACUUGAGUCGGCUGUACUCCAGCGGGGAGGCAAAGUCACAGUCUUCAGAAGGCCUUGGUAUCUUGAAAGAUUUCCCUCACUCAGCGUUCAGCAACCUCGAAAGGAAAGUCAUAAAGACAGAGCCAGAAGACACAAGAUAGCCAUAUUUUGGGAGGAAAAAAAGUGUGUUUUAUUUAAGAAUAAAGCUUCGAUGGAGAAACAAGACAAGCCUUAAUAAACCAGUGUUGCCUCAUUGAAAUAAGAGAUUUCAUAGCCAAAGCCGAAGAGCUGGGAUGCCCCAACAGCACCAGGGAACUGACAAGACCACCGGUCUGCGGUGGGGAGAGGGUGCAAACAUUCCGGAAAAGUGGCUUCGUAAUGUUGGGAAGGGUCACAAAUUAAUAUUGUGGGCCUUUGUUAUUUAAGAAUGUAUUAUGUAUUUGUAUAACUUAUCAACGUUAAAAAAAAAAGAUAUCUAGGUGUCAGGAUGUGUUCUAAGUCCAGUAGAUGUGGCUGCCAUUAUUUUUACUUGAAAUUUCAAUGUCUACUUUAAACGUAUGAAACAUAGAUAUGAUAGUUAGGAGUCUGAAUUUUUUUUUAAAAAAUCCUUAGUUAAAGGAGUGAGGAAAGGAAGCGGUGGGGGGGACACACACAAAAUCCGAUAUAAUACACUUCAGCAGAGAGUUUGCGAUGUUUAUUUUUUACAAGCGAAAAAAGCAAUUACAUAAAACGUUACAGGGAAUAGAUCAUUUGCAAAAAGCAGGCUGUAUUAUAACAGGCACUUUUGAUGCUUAGUAAUGUAAGCACCUCUGUAAUAUAUUUAUUUACACUGUAUUUCCGUCAUCUAUUUAGGGACUUUUUAGCAGGGGCCCCCCACGGGGGGGGGGAAGGUUUUACACUGUACACUUCAGACAUGAGAAAAAGACAGACACACACACAUCGGCCUCAUAGAUAUCAUGACUUUGGCUGGCAGAGCUGAUACUGAAAUGCUGGCAACAUUUUGGAGCACUUCCUAGCUGCAUUACUACUAUGUUUAAAAGACAAAACAGAAGAGGUAGAAGCAGGGCUUUUUUUCCAGGAAAAGAGGUGGUGGAACUCAGUGGUGGAACUCAGAGCCAAAACAGACGUGACGAGAAACCUAGGUUCAACUCAGGUUCUUUUACCUCAAGGUUUGUCGGGAAGUGUAGGCGUCCUUGCAGCUUAAAGUUUAUGCAGCUCCGAGCCACGCGGCUUCAGGUGGCGGCCAGGUGAGCGAGGGGGAAGAUGCAGUGAUGCCUUUGCCCAGCCCCUGCAGAGCAACGCCAGGCUGCACGGGGAGAGCAGGAGGAAAGGCGCCCAGAGCAUUGCUGCAUCUCCCCUCCCCUUACCUGGCCCCCACCUGAAGCCGCGUGGCUCGGAGCUGCAUAGCUCGCUGUUGCUCUCCGGGGGCUGGGCAAGGGGUGGGUGGAGCGACGGUCCGUGCGAUCGGGGUAAAGGCAGAGCACGCCGGGCUAUGCAGCUCUGGGCCAUGUGGCUUUGGGCAGGGGCCAGGCGAGCGAGGGGGGAGAUGCUCUGGGCGCCUUUCCUCCCUGCUCUCCCGGGGCAGCCAGGCGUCGCUCUGCAGGGGCCAGGCCGGGUGAGGGGGGGGGAGAUGAAGCGAUACUCCAUGUAAGCGGGGAAGGGAAAAUGCCGCGAUGCACCUCGAGAGCGGAAGGAAAGGCGCCCCACGCCUGCACUUCCCUCCCUGCUGCUCUGUAAAUGCUAAACUUUAAGCUGCAAGGACGCCUACACUUCCCGACAAACCUUGAGGUAAAGAGACAUGAGUUGAACCUAGGUUUCUCGUCACGUCUGUUUCGGCUCUCAGAACCACACAAUGACGUCACUUUGGGUGGAACAAGGGGGGGAGUUUUUAAAAGUUUAAAUCGCCUCCAGCAAAAAUAGUCACAUGGCCAGUGGCCCCGCCCCCUGAUCUCCAGACAGAGAGGAGUUUAGAUUGCCCUCCGUGCAGCAGUGCGGAGGGCAAUCUAAACUCCCCUCUGUCUGGAGAUCGGGGUGGGGCCACCGGCCAUGUGACCAUUUUCAAGAGGUGCUGGAACUCCGUUCCACCGCUUUCCAGCUGAAAAAAAGCCCUGGGUAGAAGGACAGUAUGGAGUUCACAUGUCAUUUGUUAAGAAUUGUACCGUCUCUCUGGCAUGAGAACAGUUUUGAAACAACAGAAUGAGAAGAUGAAUACGUUACUUGUAGAUGAGUAACUAGCAAUGUUCAGUCCCUUUAACCGUAUACUUGCAUACAACAUAUUGAAAAUGUUUUCCUUUUGUACGAACAUUAUUUAUUUUAUAGGGAGACUUUGGGUUGUGGGUAUUUUUUUUUUUUAAUGAUUCAUUCUUCCGGAUGCCAUUUUGUCUACAGUUCAGUGGCUGGCUUGUAGCAGACAUUUUAGGAUUUUUACCUCUUCAGUAUUUCAUUGCAUUGUCUGCAUGUUCUUACAUCAACAUCACUUAAAGUGUGUGGUUGCAUUACUGCCAUUCAAAGAGGUGUCUAUGCCUUAAGUUUAUAAAAUCUGAAUUUGCCUACAGUACUUUCAGAGAGGGUAAUAGUAAUUCCCCCCGGUUCUUGUUAAAUCUGCCAACGCAGGGCAUGUUUCUUCAUAUCUGAAAGUUUUGCUUCAUAUACUAGUGAUUACUGAAGUCAUUCCAUGUGCCAUAUUGAAACAUGUUGGCAUAGUGUGAGGUGAAAUGUUCACACAGUCAGUCUGGGAUCACCGUAAAAUGUAUUUAAUAACUGUAUCAUUUGAUUUUUAGAAGAAAGCUUUAUAGUACAAACAUCAGUACAUUUUUUUAAUACUAUGAAUGUUUUGGUCUUCAAAAAAUCUUGAUUCUUGAAUUACAUUGUACCAUUUCACUGGUGAAGAAAAGUGUUUUAAGGAGCAAAAUCUGCAAUGUGCUGGGUCAGAAAAAGGUGAACGUGGAGCUUGAAGCAGCUCAUUUUGUUGUUUUGUGAGCUAAAUAACAUGGGCGUAUUUCCUUGUCUCCUCGGGCUGUUUGGUAUCUGAGUUGUUUCAUUAAACAUGACAAUAAUUACAAAGUUUGUGCAUCUCACUAGCCAUAGGACAUAACAUCUUGUUUUAUAUAAAGGCCAAUGUAAUGUAGUUGUAAAUUAAAUCUAUUUUUUUAUUUUCUGUUGUAAAUGACCUUACUCAGCUCUGUGGUAAGUACUAUGGUACUUGAUUUUUUUUUUAAAACUAGUCCAGUGAACCAUUUCAAUCCCAAUAAGCAGGCUUCUUUUUUAGAACUCUUUUUAGUUUGAAUAUAAUUUUUUAAAAAACUGUCAUAGCAAGCGGAAGCUGCUAAGGGCCCUCUGUACCUACUGGAAAUACACUGUUGGAGAAUUAAGAGAUGAUCUCAGUGUACAGAAGGGCUUGAAGUACAGACUUCCACCCAACUGGCCUGCCUUAGAAAGCACAAAGGGGCACUAUUUGGAAGUUCCCUCCAAUCUUUUCACAAGUGAAAAGCCUUUCUGUCAGGAAUAAGCCUUCUAACCUAGCUUUAUCGGGUGGACUUCUCUCUGCUGUAUUUAUCUUUACACACAAAGAACAAUUUUGUUGUGGAGAUGCAUACAAACGCCUCUCUCUCUUGUCUUGCACAGCUGAGUGGAGGAAAUCGGGCCUUUUCCGAUGUUACGUUUUGGAGGAAUCCAUCCUUGUGUAUAGUCACCAUUUGUCAAAAUAGGGGAACAUGCCUCUUUUCAAGGUCUGAUAUGCACGAACUGAAUGCUGCAUUUUUCAGGGUAUGAGUUUGCCGUUCCGGAGCUAGAAAAUAUGCACUUUUCCCUAUUCAGACAAAAUUGUGACGACGUGUUAGAACUCGUCAUGGAUAGCAGGCACUUCUGGUAUGUGUGGUUGGAUUCCCCCCUAUAAACUGUGACAGAAAAUGUCAUAGCCAGGGCUUUUUUUCUGGGAAAAGAGGUGGUGGAACUCAGUGGGUUGCCCUCAGAGAAAAUGGUCACAU